Molecule: messenger RNA, 4944 nt
Organism: Phymastichus coffea
Lineage: Eukaryota; Metazoa; Arthropoda; Insecta; Hymenoptera; Eulophidae
Product: serine/threonine-protein kinase 11-interacting protein
Exons: 23
Coding region: 477-4304 (1275 amino acids)
Cellular component (GO): cytoplasm
Molecular function (GO): protein binding
Source: RefSeq, a predicted model, not a curated record
AACGGCAAACACACACAAACAAGAACACGUUUUCGACAAGUAGUGAUGGAGGACUUGACAAGCUGAACAACAAGUAAACCAUUCUGAGUCACGUUGGCUUGGCCCGUCCUACAAUUUUUCGCUUUGAACCCGUUUCCACACAACGCUUGGAUGAUCACCAGAUACACAAGACGAUGCUUGUCGACCGUAAGGUUCGGCGGUUUAUAUUGUCUGAUAAUUGGAUAAAUUUUUGACAAGCAUCUUCAAGUUCAAUACCCAAAGGCAUUCUAUUGUGCAUCAUGAUGCAUUGAUUGUGUCUUGAUGCUCAAUUGAUUCAAACAAAUUUUUUGAAGCUUUCAUGAUAACUGAUGGCAAUUCAGAAAAUGAUGUCAGUUAGAAACAAUUGAGAUAAACUAGCUUUUUAUCUUGAAAGAUCAUACUGUGCUCAUUUGCCUAGUAAACAUAUCUCUAUAGAUUUUUGUAGUUAUUCUGUAGCCAUGGCAAGAGCUGAGGGUGCUAUUAUUAACAAUGCAAGCCCCGCUGGUAUGCAAGAGAUUAUUCAGCUUGCCAGACUUUUGAGGGAUAAAGGUGAUAGAGUUUUAAGUGCCUCAAGCAAGUUGUCUUUGUCCACAGAAUUACUUUAUAAUCUGAAUGAAACGUUUUCAAUGAUCAUUAAUGAAACAGAUGAUUUGGAAUCCUCUUUCCAAGUGUGUAAUAGUUCUCGCAAUGAGGUUUUCCAAGAUAUCAAAUUCUUACAUGAUUUUGUGCAAAAAACUAUUGGUCUUAAAAUUCAGAACAGCCACAACAAUAUAAAAGUUCCUGUUGAUAUCACAAAAUUUAGACAUUUGAAGUAUUUGGAAUUACAAAAAGUCCCUAUAGACAUGGUCAAAGGAAUUCAGGGCAUCAGAGGUCAACUUGAAUGCAUUGUUUGUACAGGUGGUCGUGGAGUUAGUAGUGUGCAUGAGUUGUUGGCAUCUUGUGGAGCCGAUGCAGGUACAGGCUUUGUUUGGGGAUCAUUACAUCGAUUAGCACUGCCAUACAAUGCUCUUACACACUUAGACAAAUCUCUUGAGUUUGCUCCAUGGCUAGAAAUGAUAGACUUGAGCCAUAAUUCAAUAAUCAAAGCUACAGAAUUGGAAUAUCUGCCAAAUUUAAGAAAUGCUCAUUUAGGAUAUAACAGUCUAGAAUCUGUCCCUACGUUCAAUAAAGCUACAUUUCAUACUUUACAAAAACUAAUACUCAAGAACAAUUAUAUUGAUAAUAUACACGGUUUACAAGGUCUUGAUAGCUUAGUUGAACUAGACCUAUCGUACAAUUGUCUAACGGAUCAUUCAAUGCUCUGGCCUUUGGAAACAAUGUCGAUGCUUAUGUGGGUUUGUUUGAAAGGCAAUCCAAUGGCUUAUCAUCCUCGUCACAGACUACAUACUAUCAAACAUUUGCAUCCAUCGCUCAGUGACAGCAAGUUUGUAUUGGACGAUCAUCCACUGAAUAACUCAGAGAAAUUAUUCGUUUCGGAAAACCGCAUUUCGGCCAUUCGUUCAACAGUGCAUCGCUCAACAAAUGUGCCGAAUCCGAUGCCUUCCCUGACUGCCUCGUUAGAGACUCAAAUUCAGGAUAGCGGUUCGACGAAUCAACUGGAAAUCAGCGUGGAUUUGACUGCUUCGAUGUCCGGAUUUAGGCAAACCUUGAAAAAGCGCAAAAAUAUGAUGGAAGCGGUUAUUGCCGAAGACGAAGUAGUGAAAGAACGAUCGAAACCGAAAUUGGCUUCGUCGUAUACCAACUCGCUUGAAGCGUCGAUGGAUCAUUUGGAAACCAAACGCCAAAUUUUGGCAUUACGAGCUAAGUAUGGCGAGGAAAAUUGGCUAAGUAGUCACUCAGCCGCUCACGUCCAGAAUAUAAUGGGUUUGCGACAAACACCCUCUUCCACUCCUCCGGUGCUAUCCUCAUCGUUCACAGAUAAUCAACAAAAUUUCACCGCAGCCGUAGCUGCAGUCACUGAAUUAUCUGUGUCUCCGAUUUUACCAAGCACAGUUAACACGCAUGUUAUUGGAACUGAAGCUGUUAAAGACCAAGGCACACAGGUCGAAACUAUUGAGAAACAUACAGACGGCAUCAAAGCAGAUUUGCGAGAAUAUGAAAGUACUGACGAAGGUAUCGUGGUUGAACCUGAAACUGAGAACGAGGCAGAUGAAAAUGCGACAAUUAAAGCAGUGCAAGAACUGCAAGAAAGCUUUUAUGACCCUGAAGAAGAAAAAGGUGAUCUGUACUUAGUUCAAAAGAAAAAAGGCACGGGUGACGUUGAUGAGAUUUUUUUAAUUAUAUCUCAAGAGGACAUUAAAGAAAGAGAUUCAAUAAGCGGUAAGAUUAAAUACCGCUGGGCCACAAAUACGGUACUUUCUUGUGUUUUGGGUAGAGGUGUACCGACGACUAUCGAUAUUACGUUUGAUACCACAAGAAAAGAUCGAGAAGCUAGAACGUAUAUUGUCGAGCUCGACGAUGCUAAAAGAAUUGUACAAACUCUUAACGAAAUGAUAAAAACUCAACCUAUAGUUUUAAAAAUCUUCAAAUGCAUGAAAUGUUCGACUCAUUUUUCUCAAGAUGGCGACAACAAUAUUGUUACAUCUUCGACUGCUGAGGGACCACUCAAAUGCCCAACAUGUAAAAGUACCCUGGUUAUCCAAACAGAUGAACUUCCGGCUACGGCGAGUGGGCCAUUAGAAAAAAUAACGGAAAAGCCAAAGCUCGAGAUGCAAAAAGACGCUGGCAGCGAAGCUCGACUACCGCAUUCAAGUUCUCAGUCUAGCAUCGGUGGAACAGAAAAUGAAGCUAUAUCCAUCGCCACUACUCUAAAGCACUUCGACUCUCACUCCCAAGCUCAAAUCAGCUGUUCAGCUACGAGUCUAGAAGAAUCCCGAGAGUCAACGCCUUCGACUGGAACAGUUAAUAAUAAGUACGAAAGUGAUAUUGAAAUACUAAGCAAUCCAAGCCAAAGUAGCAUUGAAGUUCUUUCCGAUGGAUCGAAGUCGACGACGCCAAAGCGCAAGAAAUCGUCGGAAGAAAGACGCGUGGCUGUAGCUCCCUCGUUAUUAACAAUCCCCGAUACCAGUCUUCUUAUGGCGGGCUUGACCGAGAGUAGCUCAUCAGGUUCAUUGACUGACAGUGUGUGUACCGCUUACGAAAACAAAUCCCUCAAGUUAGAUAAGAUUGAUUCUAACAGCAAAAGCGUCAGCGAUGCCGAAACGGUCAAGGCCGAUAUCGUGGAUUCGGAGGGCUCUUUUGCACCUGUCGCCAAUUUAACGUCGAUGCUUGGCGAACUACUUCAGAGUAUGAAAAUUGGGGCUUCUAAAGACACAAUCGCCAAAUCGGAGGAAAGCUCCGAGUUUAUCGGCACUAGCAUUCAAUACUCCUACACAAAUUUCAGCGACGUCGAUCACAGGAUCAAGCUUCACAUUAUACUGAAUGUUUUUGAGCAUGAGAACGAAGAUCUUGCGUUUUUGCUACGUGCUGACAUACUAACACAAACAUCACCAGAUCCCUUCCCCGGAUGCUUAGUCAUGUCGACGGCCAAGCUUUACAUUCUCAGAAUUAGUGGACCAGAAGGUGAAGACCCUCAACGUUGGUUACAUAAAGAAUGCAGUUGGACGGUAGAUCGACUCAGAUCUUUCGCGCCGUUAUCAUUCAAACAAGGUGUACUAGUGGAAUUGCAGCAGCCUAAUAAACCCGGAGAAAAUGUUACCAACAACGUAGUCCUUUGUAUAUUGCAAGACUUUCAGAGGACGUCUAAUUUUUUAUUUUAUCUCACGGACUCUCCGCUUCCUGCCAGCUGUGAAGUCGAAUUUACGGUACCUCAAUACUACAAUACGUCUAUGAAAAAUAUCCUCAAGUCUUCCAAAAAUCACAAAGAGGAAGAUGCUAUCAGAUUACUCGCGAUAUUUUCUUCAGCUGUUCUUAAAUUCGCUCAUGAAACUCAGAAGCUCAAAGUUUCUAGCUUAAUCGUUACUUCUUCUACACUAAUCAUCACGCAGGAUAAAAUUCACUGGCUUUUAUCUGGGAGCAAUAAACUACCAUCUAUCGUAGCUGAACAGGGAAUGAGUAAUUUAAUAGAAGUGGAUUUGACUGGCAAUUCUUUAAAGAUGAGUUUCCUUGACGAGGUGGCUGAUGUAGAAACUAAUUGGACACUGGAAUUUGUAUCGCUGAGUGCUGCAGAGGCAGUGAUAAACUCAAUUCGUCCUCCGUGGGAGGAGCUGUUUUCGGUGCCAUUACAGAUUAACUGUGAGGCAAAUACAAUGUUGACUAGGGCGACAGAAGCAGAGGGAUGUACGUGACAGGUCUCGAAUAAUAACGAAGUGGUGCUCGCUUAUCAAUCACCUCCGCGGUUAUACUGCGAGCGACUUGUGCGUCACAUUGUCUAUGUGAGGCAACUCGUUGUUGCCUGCGUCCUCUAUCUUUACUUCCUCUACGGCAUUGUCUUCAGCGAUAUUAGAUUCAAGACGCGGCAAUGAUGUGUUGUUGAUUUUGUAUAUAAUUGACCAUUGGCCAACUGAUGUGAUUUUCAAAAGUUGACAUUGUAAAAAAAUUGUUUGUAAAUUGAGCCGUUAUUUGAAUUGAUUUUAGUUAUUGGAUUUGUCCUGCGUGUUUCAAAUUUUUUCUAGUGAUCGCUAACUAAAUAUUCAUCAAAUAUAUUGUAAUUUUUAUCUACGUAACAAUUAUAUAUAAGUUUUACGUUAAAAAGUGUAUUUAAAAAUUUUUGAACGCGAAUUUUCGUUAUUUUUGUUUGUCAGGUUAAAUUUAUGAAGUCAUACAAGUAAUUUUACAAGAAAAUCGUUUGUCCCACCGUUUACUCGGCUAGAAAAUGUUUGCUUUGAUUUGUUCCUAAGAUGUUUCAAAAAAAGUAAUUAGCAGAUAUAAAUGACAUGUUAAUAAAAAAUUGUAUCUAAACAUAUUUUUUAUUUAAAACUGUUUUUA